AAAAGAAAUGGACAAAGAGUGGCCAAGUGAUCGGGUGAACUACGGUGGCCUAUUUCAUCAACACAAUGUUAAUUAUUCAAAGGAAACCCAUGAAAUGAUAAAAACUUUAAUGAAUGAGGCUAGGCUGACAAUGAUGCAGCGCAGUAAGAUCAAUUACUUCCUUCGUCAGGGAUCCGCCCUUCCCCAACCUGAAAUGCCAACGCGUAAAUUGCCAUCGGAAGAGUACGAAAUGCGAAGAGCUCGCGAGAUAAUGGAUCGCUCGAGAGUUGUGAGAAAGCGUUCGCUUGACACUAUUAAGAAGUCGGGGGUGUUAGAAAUUGAAAGGUACGUUCCCAAAGUGACAUCACGCAACAAUGAAAAAGCCAAGCAACAGCUGCAAGAAAGAAUGUCGGGCCUUAAAGAAUAUCCCGAACUAGAUAAACUUACACUCAACACAAAAGACAAACAUCGUAAAAAUGGCAACAAAAUUCAUUCUAACGAUCGGAUUGCAGAACUUCUGAAUGAAAUUUACGAGCGAAUCGAGUGGCUAAGAGAAAUGAAUGAACUUGGCGAAGGUAAAAAACAUCGGCAGGUCAUCGACGCACAAGUUCGAAUGAGAUUACGUGAAAUCAAAAUAAUCGAAGAGAAGCUGGAGAAGGAGAAGCGUGAUGGUUUGCAAGAUCGGCAUGAUUAA
Clunio marinus is the source of this 673-nucleotide messenger RNA. NCBI's taxonomy places the organism in Eukaryota, Metazoa, Arthropoda, Insecta, Diptera, Chironomidae. The record is from the annotation of a GenBank genome assembly.